Molecule: messenger RNA, 2010 nt
Organism: Schistocerca gregaria
Lineage: Eukaryota; Metazoa; Arthropoda; Insecta; Orthoptera; Acrididae
Product: puromycin-sensitive aminopeptidase-like protein
Exons: 14
Coding region: 1-2010 (669 amino acids)
Biological process (GO): proteolysis; peptide catabolic process
Cellular component (GO): cytoplasm
Molecular function (GO): peptide binding; zinc ion binding; metalloaminopeptidase activity
Source: RefSeq, a predicted model, not a curated record
AUGAGGAGUGUGUGGUGUUUGGUGGGCCUGACGCUGCUGGUGGCGGUGGCCCACGGACAAGACGACCGCCUGCCGGGGGAGAGCCGACCCAGUUCCCAGAGGGUCGACGUCACGGUCUACCAGGACGACGAGGGGGAGCGCAGCUUCACCUUCGAGGGCCAGACGAGCGUGACGGCACAGGUGGUGCGUGACACGGCGCAGCUGGUGCUGCACGCCGCAGUCAGCGUCUCCUCCCUCACGGUUCGGUACCAAGGCGGCGAUGUCAUCGCCUCCAGCUACGAGCAGCCUCAAGACGGCCGGGACUUCUUGGUGGUGUCGCUACAAGAACAGGAGGCAGAGGGCAGCCUUUUGGUGCUGGACAUCAUCUUCAGUGCCAACAUCGGCAACAGGGAGCCCGGCUUCUCUCGCUAUGACUAUCAAGGGCGGAACGAGCAAGCGACAGCUCCUAUAGAUGCUAGACAGUUGAUUGCGUUCCCAGUACUUGAUCUCCACUCGUACGUUGCAGAGUUCGUUGUGGCAGAGGGCAGCCUUUUGGUGCUCGACAUCGGCUUCAGUGGCAACAUCGGCAACAGGGAGCCCGGCUUCUCUCGCUAUGACUAUCAAGGGCGGGUCGGGCAAGAGGCCGUAUAUGCGACGCAGUUCAUGCCGAACUAUGCGCGGCGAGCACUGCCGUGCUACGACGAACCAGCAUUGAAGGCGCGCUACCAGCUCAACAUGCGACUGCGGCCCAAGACUUACCGGGGUUACAGGUCCAACGCACGGAGCAUUUACGAUGAUGAAUUGGACGCUCAGGGUUUCCGUGGCUACUACUUGGAACAGACGCCCCCGAUCAGCGCCUACCAGCUGUCCUGGGUACUGCACGACGUGGUUGGUAGGGUGUCGUCUGGGGACGUUAGCACUGUCGUCUGGCAAGUGACCUCCAGAAGCGACCAGAACGGUUUCGCGAGCUACAUGGGGCCUCCUUCUGUGGAAGCUAUGGAGCAGCUGCUGGGCGUGCCCCUUUCAUAUUAUGAUAUCAACAAGAUGGAUCAUAUGGCCGUACCUGGCUAUAUAGAGGAAAGCAUGAGCGGCUUGGGCAUCAUCACACUACACUACACAUCGGAGGCGACCAAGGAGCGAGUGUUGGGCGUCAUCCAACGCAAGGCGGCCCACCAGUGGUUCGGUGGCCUGCUCAGCCCCAGCUGGUGGAACGACCUCUGGCUCACCGAGGGCUUCGCCUCCUACUUCCAGUGGAUCGCCGCGGCUCUGGUGCAGCCCUCGUGGCAGCUGCGAGAGGCGUUCGUGGUGAACGCUGUGCUGCAGGCCGCCAUGCCGGCAGACGGCGCCCCCGGUAGCUACCCGCUCUCCAAGAGCCCCAACGUCUCCGCUCAGCAGGCCUUCGACGAGUACUUCUAUGAAAAAGGUGCAUCGAUUGUCUGGAUGAUGGAGAAUAUAACGGGAUCAGAACCAUUCUACAGAGCCCUCAACAAGUACCUCACACAGAAGGUGGGACCAGACUUGAAACGUGUCGUCUACUGCUAUGGUGCACAGCAAGGUGGGGAAAACGCGUACAAUUUCCUCAUGGAUCUGUACCAAACAACCGAUAUCGUCUCUGAGCUAAACGACAUCGUGCUGGGGGUCACCUGCUCACAGUUUGUGGAUGGGCUACGCCUGCUGGAGCUAACCGCCACUGGAGCCAAGGGCGGCUUCCGGAGAGAGCACCUCCAGUGGCUGCUGGAGGGACUGCUGCAGCGCCGACAUACCCUUCCAUCCGCUCUCCAGUUCCUCAGCGGCGGCACAAAUCUUCUCUCCAGGCCAGAUGAGAGGCAGGCAGCCAGGAAGUUGCUUAGGCUGGCCACACUGGAGAUGCGCAACGAGCAGAUGUUGGACAAGGUGCAGCAGGCAGCCGUCGCCCUGGAGGACGAGUCGCUGGUCACAGUCGCACAGUGGCGCCGUGACGUCAUCGCCAAUGGAGCAGCCGCACGCCGCGAUGCAGCUCGCUGGCUCAAGGGAAAACCAUGGCGCCUCUGA